GUCACUAAGCCGUUCGAGCGAGAGAGAAAACAUGGCCGGCGCUUUCUGACUUGGAAGCAUAAGCCCGACUACCUCAAUUCGAAGCUCUUACAGGUUAUGGACGCCCAAGACGCUACUGCAGAACAAGACAGGGCAAGCUGCUCCCAUCAUGGGAUGCAGAAUGGAGUUCUACCUGAAGAAGCACCUCAGAGUACGAACAAUCCUAAUGUUCAUGAUCCCGCACCUACGACCACGGCAGCAGAGUUUUUGAGCAGAGCGAUUCCAGCUGCGGCUGAACCGGAUAUGGUCGAACCAGCGUACGAAACGAUACCGGAUUCGGGAUCUUCAGCCUCGGGCCGUGGUGCCAGCUAUGCCGGCAUCGUGGACAACGAUGAGGGGAUCUCAAGCUCUGUUCACAGAGGCUUCAAGCAGAAGUACAACGUCAGAUGGAAGAGUAUAUGCAGAGGCACCAGAGCGAAGUUGGCUUUCAGUCUGGGAUACAAGCUUCAAGUGAACCUCAAGGGAAUGUUCAGCUACCUCAAAGUGGUCCUCAAGACCUACCUCAAGCAUCCGGCGGUCCUGCAGGGAGUGGUCCAGUUUUACCACCAGGUGAGCAUCUUGGUGUACAUGGCCCCCGGGGCGAGCGCCAAGGCAACGUACAGCGAGUACCCAGGACUGAUCCUCAAACAGGCAAUGGCAGGCCUCAGGACCAUGAAGAUAGUCUUUUCCGCAAUCCGCAGGUUGGCUUUCAGAAUCCGCAGUCAUCGGCAGUCCCCCACGAAGAUCCGGGAAUAG
Molecule: messenger RNA, 774 nt
Organism: Symbiodinium necroappetens
Lineage: Eukaryota; Dinophyceae; Suessiales; Symbiodiniaceae
Source: the annotation of a GenBank genome assembly